CCGUUACGAUCUCUCUAUCUCUUUAAAAAAUUUCAAAAGUUUGGAAUCUUAAAAGCCAUUCUCACACAAUCUUGCAGAUUCUUGAUAAUCAUUUUCUUUCCUUUAACGAGCGAUAAAAAAAAAGAUCUGAGAUUUGUUAAGUAAUAAUUCCGGAAGUGAUUUUUCAAAUUAUGUCUUCUCCUGCGAAGAGCAAGAUCUCUGUUUCUGCUUCUUCCUCUUCUCCUUCAAUGCCUUCCAGACCAAACCCUAAACCCAGAAACUCCGAGACCGGAGACGUGAUGCGGCGUAGUUUUCGUGGCAGCCCGUUCUCGGCAGAUUCGUCCCGGAGAAACUCUCUUGGUAAAGAAUGCAGCAAUCUUGUUGACUUCGGAGGUAAAGAGAACGACAAGGAUCUUAUCUCCUCCAAUGUCGUGGUCAACAAAGGCCUCAAAGUUUCCAAGCAUUUCAUGUCGCCGACGAUUUCAGCCGUUUCUAAGAUCAACCCAUCGCCGAGGAAGAAGAUCUUGUCUGAUAAAAACGAAAUGUCUCGAUCCUUCGACAAAGCACAACAUCAGGUGAAGUCAUCAUCUUCUGUCUCAUUCUCUGAUGUGAUAAACAUCAUUGGGGAAGAGAUUCGCAUCGAUGAAAAGGAGGAAUCGUAUGAUGAUAUUACUGUAACUGAUCUCGAUGAGAAUCUUGAGAACAAGAGCGACGAUGGUUCAAGCUUCAAGAUCAGCCCUCUUCCUCCUCCUUGUGUUCCAUACACGUUCCCUGUGUUUGAGUCUUAUGAAGUGGAACCUAUGGUGGCACCUUAUGAUCCAAAGAAGAAUUACUUGUCACCGAGGCCUCAGUUUCUUCAUUAUAAACCAAAUCCAAGAAUUGAGCAUCGUUUCGAUGAGUGCAAGCAGCUAGAGGAGCUUUUCAGCUCUUCUUCUGAGACUGAUUUGUCAGCAGAGGAUAGCCAACAAGAAGAGGAAGUUGAUUCUCAAGAAGUUGUAGUAGUUGCAGUAGAAGCAGAGGCAGAGGAGAUUCUAGAUGUGGAUGGUGAAGAGCGUUUGGAAGCAGCAGAGAGUGAUAAAGAAGUAGUAGAAGAAGAUGUGGUUUGUGAAAGCGUUGAAGAAGAAACUCACCAAGUUUCAAAACAGUCUCGUUUCAAGAUGUCCAAGCUACUUGGUUGGAUUAUGGUUCUUGGUGUGGCGUAUGUGUUGCUGGUUUCUUCGGUGUCAUUCACUCAACCAAACAUCACUGAAGGUUCACCUUUCUAUCAGUUCCACAUCCCAAAAGAGAUUGUGAUGUCGGCAAGCGAGAGCUUUGAGCAGUUGGGUGCAAAGCUGAGGAUGUGCGCAGAAUCAUCUCUUGUGUAUAUUGAUAAGCUGAUCUCAAGUCUACGAGAGGAAGAGGGACAUGGUCCUUUUCUGUUUCAUAAUUUGACAAAUCUAUUGGAAGAUAAAAGUUUGUCUGAUUCUGUUUUCCAGACAACUGGUGACGAAAUCAGUGUUGAUGGGUUCUUAGUGGGUAGACAAGACUGGAGCUUAGAAAUGGAUAUAGAAGAAGAGAAUGUUGGUCAUCAGGAACCUGAAGAAGAACCGGAUAACAGUGGUGAAAUCAGUCUUGAAGCUGUCUACGAAGAGGAUGGUAAUGAAGUCGAGCAGGAGAGUGAGGUAGACUCAGAACUGGUUUAUGAAUUUGAUGAGCAGGCUGAGAUCAAGAUAGCCACAGAUACAGAGGUGAAUGAAGGUGAAAUAUACUCAGAGCCUCUUUCUCAAGAACGAAAUGGUGAGCAGGAAACUGAUACUGUUGAAGGGCAGAGAGAAUAUGAAGAAAAUGGCCAGAAGAACAUCGAGGAAGGUCAUGAAACUGGAUUUGCCCAAAACGAUAAGAAAAACAUGGAAGAACCUGAAUCCAACGCACACCACCAGCUUGAUGAUGUGGAGUCUGCUACAAUCAGUGGUCAUCAGCAAAAAGAAACAGAAGUAGGCAAUGCUGAAACUGUAUCAGAAGAAGAAGGUGUUGGGGAAGUUAGCCUCGGUGUUUCAGAAGAAGCUACAGAUGUAGAACAUGAUGGUAAUGAAGUAGAAGUAGAGAGUGGGUUUGGUGAGGCUGUUAAUGAUGCAGGUUCGGAGGGAAUUGCGUUGAGUAAUCAGAAGAAAGUGGUAGUCGUGUUUUCGACUGUGUUGAUUCUACUUGCAGCAGCAGCAGCAGCUGGUUUCUUAUUAGCCAAGAAGAAGACAAAACCAGUGAAGAUGCAACAACGUGAAGAUUGUGAACCAACAACUGAAGUUGAGCAUGUGCCAGUAGAGAAUCUGAUCAAAGAAAGGCUUUCUUCACUUAAUUUCAAGGAAGAAGAAGAAGAAGUUGGUGAUAGAGAAAGAGAGGUAUCAUCAGUACCUUCUGAGAUGAGCUUCAGUUUCAGUAAGAACAAAUCAUUACACAGCUGCAGCAACAACAGAGAUGAUCUUAAAGAAUAUCAAAGCGGAGGAGGAGGCAAGAAGAGUAAUGAUAGCGGCGAAUCCAUGGCUUCCUCGGCAUCAGAAUACUCCAUAGGCACUGUUUCAUAUGGGAGUUUCACAACAUACGAAAAGAUACAAAAGCGUAGUGGUCACAAAGAGAAAGAGAUGAUAACACCUGUGAGGCGUUCAAGCCGGAUCAGGAACCAUCAACAUUCUGGACAAUGAGUUAAAAUUAGCUUUGACUUUAUGAACUACUGAUUUGUAGGAAGCUUUUCCAUCUCACUGAAGCUCUUAAGUAGUAUGUUUCUUUCUUGGUAAUCUUUGCUUUUUAGUUUUGAUUUUCUCCUUUGAAGUUUCUGGCUUUAUGAUUUGUCUGAGACAUUGUACUCCAAUACUUUUCCUCUAGUUAUAAUAAUAUAGUUCAUCUUUUCUUAA
Molecule: messenger RNA, 2864 nt
Organism: Camelina sativa (false flax)
Lineage: Eukaryota; Viridiplantae; Streptophyta; Magnoliopsida; Brassicales; Brassicaceae
Source: RefSeq, a predicted model, not a curated record